GAGGACGCUGAAUACAGUAUGGCGAUUUAAACUUUUGUUCAAUUGCGUUUCUUUUCAAAUAUUUUGCAGCCGUUUUCUUCCCUUUUAGCCUAAGAAUGAUCGUCUGUAAGAACGGCGUUGAGCAGGGGUUUGUUUUGAUUUAAAUUCGCACCAAUUUUCCCGUUUAUACAGAGGUUUUCUGUCAAAGUAUACGGACAUUUAGUCGGGAUAAUUUUCAAGGAUGAAAAGGGUCGACAAGGGUGAAGUAGUUUUAUGUCUUUUUUGAUGGAAUGCGAUGUUCACGUUUGCCGAGACUUGAGUUGUAUUCAGGGACUGGAAGUGGAAUGUGUUGAAAACCUUUAAGGAAUACUCGUAAAUGGAUAUUUGUGGGACAAAUGCAAAGUUACUGUGAACUGUGAAGAAAAGAAUUAUGGAAAAACAGGUUUAUAUUGCAGAGAUUGGAAAGACUAAAGAAAUUCUAAGAGCAAGCAAGAGAAUAAUGCGCCUUGUUAUGGUUGGUCAUCAGUUAUUAAUGGUGAACAUAUACCUUCAAGACGAAACAGGCCAGAGAAGUUCAGCAAAUGCGGAACCAGGAAAUAAUUCUGAGAAAUCAUAUGAAUGGUUUAAAGAAGAUAAACUAUUGGCAAUUGUUGAUAGUUUGAAACAAGUUAUGGUGAAAAGAAUAAAUUCAUUUGCAAAACAAUAUUAUAGCAAGAAACUUGAGUCAGCGAGGGAUUUAACAGUCAGAUACAGUUUUAAAAGAAGAUCUUCUACCCCAGGGCAACAUUAUGUCACCACAAAGCCUGAGAGUAUUUUCUGUUUGCAUGGUAGAAAAAUCAAGGAGAAAAAUGUGAGCUACAAAAGUUGUCCCAUUUUUCAUGAAACUUUGGAAGUGGAAGUGAGAAGAAUUCCUGCCACAACCAAAUCAGAAAAUGAUCAAGUCAACAUAGUUCAACGUCAGAUUAAGCCUGUGAAAGAAAACAUUCAAAUACAAGAGGCAGCGACAAGCAGUUACUUCAAUGAACAGACUGACAUCUUGCAAACAUCAUCUGUUAAACGAAAGAAAACUACCCUUAGAAAAAUGGCAAAAAAGUCUAGAGUAGCACUAACUGAAAUACCCUCAUACCAGAAGAACUCCAAGUCGCAAGCUUCGCCAGUGUCCCACAAAGGACAGAUUAUUGUUGUUGAGAAUAAUUCAUUCCUGGAGAAAAAUAAUAGUCCAUUAACUGAAUCUGUACUUGGUGGAGCAGCUAAUAGGGCGAAGAUUACUGCAGUCAUUGACCUUGAGCAAGUGCCAGCAGGCUUAAAUCAUGUCAGCAAAGUUGAGGAUUUGCAGGAAGAUCACUUGAAAUUCUUGAUCAAUCAAAUGGAAGACUAUCUGAGAACAAUAUUUCGAGGAGAGGUUUAUAGCCAAAGACACGAGGAUUACAAAAAAGGUGGAAAAUAUCGAGAUGACCUGAAUUUUCAAGUUGGAAUGGCACACUUUAAUGAAGACCAGCAUGAAUGUAUUAUGUCAUCACUGGUCGCCAUGUUCUGCUAUAGAGACAGCAAGUAUUUGGAUUAUGUUACAAAAGUCAUGCUGCCUGAGGCACUUAUCAAGUUAUACCAAGAUAUUCACAAAACAAGUUUUGAGGAGGCUGAGGAAUGUCUGUUCAAUGAUACAAUUUGUGACAAUUAAUGAAUGAUACUCACAUCAUACUGUUAUUUAAAAGGAAAGUAUUUAAAUGAAAGAAAUUCAGAUUGUUAGAAUUAUACGCAUUGUUGUUAUAUGUGGGAAUGUU
Messenger RNA from Dendronephthya gigantea, 1760 nucleotides. RefSeq lists its product as uncharacterized. The transcript has 13 exons. NCBI's taxonomy places the organism in Eukaryota, Metazoa, Cnidaria, Anthozoa, Malacalcyonacea, Nephtheidae. The coding region runs from base 410 to 1657 and encodes 415 amino acids. The record is from RefSeq and is a predicted model, not a curated record.